Molecule: messenger RNA, 905 nt
Organism: Paramecium pentaurelia
Lineage: Eukaryota; Ciliophora; Oligohymenophorea; Peniculida; Parameciidae
Source: the annotation of a GenBank genome assembly
UAUGCUCACAAAAGCAUUAGCUAGAUAGAUGCGUGUAGGUAAUAAUUAUAAUGUAAUUUUUGUACAGCAUUCUCUGCUGCAAAGAAGGAAGCAUCAAAUUAAACAAAAUAGGCAACAACAACUACAACAGGAUAGAUUGCCUAAGUUAUUGGUGCAGUUGUAGAUGUCCAAUUCGAUGGCCCUUUACCACCUAUUUUGAAUGCAUUGUAAGUUUAAGGAACAAGUCAUAAAUUGAUAUUGGAAGUGGCUCAACAUUUAGGUGAUAGCAGAGUAAGAACAAUUGCUAUGGAUUCAACAGAAGGACUUAUUCGUGGUUAACCAGUUUCAGAUUUAGGUGGUCCAAUUACAAUUCCAGUUGGUCCUGAAACAUUAGGACGUAUUAUGAAUGUUAUUGGUGAUCCAAUUGAUGAAAGAGGUCCAAUUGAAACAAAAAUUAGAUAUCCAAUUCACAGAGAAGCUCCAAGCUUUGUUGAUUAAGGUAGUGGUGCUGAAAUCUUGAUAACUGGUAUUAAAGUCGUGGAUUUAUUGGCUCCAUAUGCUAGAGGUGGUAAAAUUGGAUUGUUCGGUGGUGCAGGAGUAGGAAAGACUGUGUUAAUUUAAGAAUUGAUUAAUAAUGUUGCUAAAGCUCAUGGUGGUUAUUCAGUAUUUGCAGGAGUAGGAGAAAGAACAAGAGAAGGAAAUGAUUUAUAUCAUGAAAUGGUUGCAUCAGGUGUUAUCAAUUUAAGUGGUGGAUCAAGAUGUGCUCUCAUUUAUGGNAACUCGAUUAAAUUUGAUUCAUAUAUUAAUUAAGCAAAUUCAAUUAUUUUCUUCUUAAGUCUUAAGUUAUACUUAUAGUAAAUUACAUCAAAGUUUUAAACAAUUAGUAAAAUACUUAUAAAUUAUUAUUUUAGGAUAGAAUUAUUGAU